GAACUGCGACAAAAACCCCGCGCGGCUUCCGUCGCCCUCUGACGUCACCAUCCAACAUGGCGGCCCGCAGCGACUGAAACGAACACAACACAAAGUGUGAGAUCUUGUUGUUGUUGUUGUUGUUGUUGUUUAAAGUGAAGCGCGUGAGAGCCGAUGAGGCAAAGUGCUGCCUCCGGAUCCGUGGACUUCACCGACCUGUGGAGGAGCGUUUCUUCUCUCUGUCCCCGGGAAGCUCCGGAGAGGAGCCCGGCUCCGCAGAUGCCUGGUACCGACACGCCAGCAGCGGUGAGUCGAGAUUUGCAGAGUCCCAUUCGCAGAGGCGGCAGCAGGUUCGCUGGCUUGAACAAUGGAGAUUCUCCAGGUGACGGGGAAGCGUCACAAGAUAUUUUCUGGGAUUCCACGUCCCCCGAUCAAGCUCACACAGGCUCGGGGUGCAGGAACACCAGAGUUGUGGAAAUAUCCGAUAUUGUCAAUCGUAUCGCUCCAAAGGAUGUGAAACUUAAACCAACCGACUCCGCUCUGCUGCAGUGGAUCGGUGACAGUGCCGUCCCAUCCACACCAGAGAUCCGUGUGCCGAGAAUCAGGAAGAGGUCCAGUCGGCAGAGCAGUGUAGACGACCUCAUGAAACUGGCCAGGCAGUUUGACCAGAACAUGCAGCAAGACAAGGAGACCACGGAGCGACUCAACACUUUCAACAGGGACCUCAAUGAAUGUGUGAAUACGUCAAAAGUAAAAACACAAGGGACAUCGUCUUACGGCAGCGUGAAGGACCCGAAGGAUCAGGUGGAGGCCGAGCUGCAGGCCCUGUUUGACUGCUCCACUCAAAACAUCAGCGGCCGGCUAAGCCAGGGCUCCGUAGCAUCCGCCUGCUCACAGGAAGUAAAAGACCGACCUGGGACUUCAGCCUCAGCCGAACCCCGACGAUCUCAGAAGCCGAAGUCCGGUUCAGCUGCUCAACCUGCUGGAGAAAAAGGAACUUGCGGUUUCAGUGCGAACAACUUCGAUGACUUUGAUGACGACUGGGAUAAUGAUGACCUACUUAAUGACUCUUUCGUGCUGGCAAUGAACCAGAAUCCUGACCAGCACCAGAAUGCCCAACCUAACGCCACUUUGCAGUCUAACACUAAGAUGACUACUACUCACUUUACCUCUGUUUACAAGGCUUCCCCAAAAAGAAACUCAGUACAUCAGCCUUCAUACAUGCCCUCCAAGCCCAGCGGCCGAAUACUCCAAGAACUGUGUCCCAAAGUAAAGACGACCAACCGAAGCACUUUCAAGUUAGAGUCCAACCCUCUCUUCCAGCCGGAGUCGGCCACCAAACAGGUUUCCAGCUCCAGGUUUACUGCCACACAACCUAAAUCACAAAUAUCUGACCAGAAACCUGUUGCCACAGAGACACUGAUUACUCCUCAACCGGACAAGAUCGCUGACAAUCAGAGGGGGGCUCUCGCUGCGGACUCGUCUAAAGACAUUUCAGACAGCUUGUGGGGCGAUGGGGACGACGAUGCUCUGCUCUACCAGGUAUGUGACAGCGUGGAGAGGAUCUCCAACAGUCAGCAACAGCAAGUGAGCGCCGGCAGCUGCCAAGAGAAACCAGACUUUACUGUAGACAAACAGCGGAAAACCACAGCGCCUCUGCCAAUCGACACAACCUGGUCCACGAACGUCGGCGCCAGUGCCAGCAGACAGUCGCCGAGUACUUUCGUUCGUUCUAACUCAUUACCGGGGACUAGUUGCGAAACUGUGAACUACCAAGGGUGGAACAUUCCCAUGAAAUGUGCCAACAACAAGUCAGGGAUGUCUCAGAGCCUCCCAGGGAGCCGCGUGAGUCUGGGCACGUUCAGCCGGUGCAGGGAUCCCUCCGGAGCUAUCCAGGCUGGGAGUGCUAACGUGCAUAUGAAGCCGUCGACAGUGACAGCCAGGACGCCGCAGAACUCCAAGUCCUGUCACACAGCCUUCAAGAGAAAUGUAUCUGACUCUGCAGCCAUCUGCAGCAAAGUUUUCGUCACAAGCCAGAUGACAGGAAAGUGCUCGGCAGCUGAGAUCGAGAGGAAGAAGCAGGAAGCUUUGGCCAAGAGGCGACAGCGAAUGCAGAACGCCCCGAAACCGUAGAGGAGCUCCGCCCUGACUGAGGGAUCAGUCAUAAACCUGAACACGACUCAUUAGUGUUAAUAGUUUACUGUUGGAUCACCGGGUUUCAGACGAUUGACUCAGGAAACCAUGUUGCCUGUUGUUGACUCAGAGCUGCUGGAUGUUUUUGCUGCUGACGUAGAACCGUGUUUAUAAGAAGUGAGUUAGAGCCCAGGAUCAGAUCUGCUGCUGUGAUGACACUAAAAAGAGAUUUUCCUGAGCCUUUCACAUUUUGUAAAAUAGUUCAAAUGACUGAGUUUGACUUAAUCCCCAAUGCUGAUUAAACCUGGUCACUUUGUUUGGGUUGCUUUCGUGCUCACACAUUGUAGAUUUCGGGUUUUUUUGUUAAAAAGUGAAUUUAUCUUCAUUUUUUCUGCUCAAAUUGUGAAAUGAAGAACUGACCAGACAUAAAUAACGUGUGUUGAUGUUAACCAUCAGAAGAGGAUGUGAACCAUGAGAGUAACUGUGUCGUCUGCUGUUUGGGGUUUGAUCAGACAGAUUAAUUAUGUGCCUUAAACAUUUACUGAUGCCUGCUUUUAAAAGAUUUUGCCUUCUCCAAUACUUGAUUGAUUGAUUGAUUGAUUGAUUGCUUUGCAAGGAGACAGUGAAUCAAGACAGUGUUGUAAUACAAUCUAAAACUUUUGUUUAGGGCCAAACUACACGAUAUAAUAACCUGUCUGAAAAUAAGCAUGUUUGUUUCUUUUGUGUUUCUCUGUAUUUUUGUUUUUCGUGCUUGUCACCUUUUUUUUAUCAUCAGUCUGAAUCUAGUGUUAUAAACUCAGUGUUGUGCCCCCCCCCCCCCUGUUGGCACAGAUUAUUGUAAUAGCCAAGCUAUGCACCUUUCACAGAUUGUUAAUCCAACAGCAAUAAAAAAAACACAACUAUGGA
This is a messenger RNA of Hippoglossus stenolepis (Pacific halibut), 3018 nucleotides long. RefSeq names its product ETAA1 activator of ATR kinase b (gene etaa1b). The transcript is spliced from 6 exons. Bases 154 to 2112 code for a protein of 652 amino acids. NCBI's taxonomy places the organism in Eukaryota, Metazoa, Chordata, Actinopteri, Pleuronectiformes, Pleuronectidae. The record is from RefSeq and is a predicted model, not a curated record.